Prorocentrum cordatum is the source of this 859-nucleotide messenger RNA. Lineage: Eukaryota; Dinophyceae; Prorocentrales; Prorocentraceae. The record is from the annotation of a GenBank genome assembly.
GCCCAACAGGGCCCCAAGACAGCCCAACAUGGCGCCAAGAAUGCCGGCGGCAGCAAGUUUGGCUCAAGCUCAAGCAGAGAGCAUACAUCGUACAUACUUUCACUUUUCUUGACCCUUCGAUUUCGUGCGACCUGAGCCUGAUCAUACAAUGCAGUUGUCGAAGCAGGCGCUCCUGCUCUUAUUUUCCUUCGCCCAGCCGGCCAGCUCCCUGCACCGGGGCAAGACCAUCGGCGCGAUGAUGCCGACGCCGUCCCCGCUGAGCCUUGGGACGAUAAGCGCCGUCGGGGACCCGCACAUGACGAACCUGUACGGGCAGCGCUUCGACGUCGUGCAGCCUGGUCAGCACACGCUGAUUCGUAUUCCGACUCAUUCACCGGUUGGGCGUGUGCUUCUCCUCGUCGACGCGGAGGCCAAGCACGAGGGAUCCGCUUGCUCGGACAUGUAUUUCAAGACGGUGAACAUCUCCGGGACGUGGACCAGGGGCAAGAGGCCAGAGGAUCUGCGUUUCUGGGCAUUUCGGCAAGGUGCAUCUGAAGAUCGUUCAUGGGUACACCAAACAGAGUAUUUCGUACCUGAAUAUCUACGUCAAGCACCUUGCAGAUACGGGCCUGCCUGUCGGAGGUCUUCUAGGACAAGACGAUCAUACGAGGGCUGCAACGCCUGACGCAUCCUGCAAGAGGACCCUCAAUCUUUGACAAGCUCCUCCCAGAGCUGAUUUUGUCGGGGGUCGGCGGAUUUUUGCUUGGGCCUCCGCGAGGCAGCACCGCUGCGUGGGCCAACACCCUGUCCACCGCCGCUGUGCGGCCCGCUGGCCUGCCGCCGUGUAGUGCCAGGGCAGGGCGAGGAUCGAGGCUCGAGG